This is a messenger RNA of Sphaeramia orbicularis (orbiculate cardinalfish), 3485 nucleotides long. It is a transcript of the gene pdcl, whose product is annotated as phosducin-like. The record is from RefSeq and is a predicted model, not a curated record. Gene Ontology annotation, cellular component: cytoplasm; neuron projection. Bases 202 to 2931 code for a protein of 909 amino acids. Gene Ontology annotation, molecular function: oxidoreductase activity, acting on single donors with incorporation of molecular oxygen, incorporation of two atoms of oxygen; prostaglandin-endoperoxide synthase activity; heme binding. NCBI's taxonomy places the organism in Eukaryota, Metazoa, Chordata, Actinopteri, Kurtiformes, Apogonidae. The transcript has 14 exons. Gene Ontology annotation, biological process: response to oxidative stress; cyclooxygenase pathway; regulation of G protein-coupled receptor signaling pathway.
AGUCGGAGCUGGCGGCAGGUACAGGCGCACUGCGGGGCUGGACUGGGGAACCUGGACGACAUCUGGACCUACUGUUCCGGCUGACUUUGGUUUCUCACCCCUGGAUCUGUUCCCCUCAAGCUGCAGUCCAGGAUUGUUGCACUUUUUCCUCUAGUUUCCUAUGAGUUGGAAUGUCAUUCUCCUAAAACUGAAGCUGCUGUAAUGAGAUCCUCUGUUCUAGGAUCAGUUUGUGUCCUGCUCUUGUUCUUACGGGAGCCCGCAUGCCGUGGAGAUGAGGUGACCUCCUCCAGCACAGUGAACCCAUGCUGCUAUAUCCCCUGCCAGCACUGGGGUGUGUGUGUGAGGUAUGCCGAGAACAAGUACGAGUGUGACUGCACCCAUACCGGUUACUACGGAGAAAACUGCACCAUCCCGGAGUUUUGGACCAGAGUGCACCACUUCUUCAAACCCAGCCCAAAUGUGGUGCAUUACAUUCUCACACAUUUCCGUUUGCUCUGGGACAUCAUCAACAGCACCUUCCUACGGGACAUUCUGAUGCGACUAGUAUUAACAGUCAGGUCCAACUUAAUACCCAGCCCUCCAACCUUCAACUCUAAGUACAGCUACCUGAGCUGGGAAGCCUACUACAAUGUGAGCUACUACACUCGCCUUCUGCCUCCGGUGCCAAAGGACUGCCCCACACCUCUAGGGGUCAAAGGCCAGGAUGGGCUGCCUGACCCUGAGCUGCUGGUUGAGAAGCUGUUGAAGAGGAGGACAUUCAGACCCGAUCCCCAGGGCAGCAACCUCAUGUUCGCCUUUUUCGCGCAACACUUCACACACCAGUUCUUUAAGACCUACAACCGCAUGGGUGUGGGCUUCACCAAGGCCUUAGCACAUGGGGUGGAUGCAGGUCACAUUUAUGGAGACAACUUGGAACGUCAGCUGCAGCUCAGGCUUCACAAAGAUGGGAAACUUAAGUAUCAGCUAAUAGAUGGAGACAUGUACCCUCCUACUGUAAUCGACGCCCCUGUUAAGAUGAGCUACCCCCCGGGCAUCCCACCUGAACAUCAGCUGGCUAUUGGUCAGGAAGUGUUCGGACUCCUCCCUGGUCUGGGAAUGUACGCCACACUUUGGCUGAGGGAGCAUAACAGAGUGUGUGACAUCCUGAAAGCAGCACACCCGACCUGGGACGACGAGCAGCUCUUCCAGACCACACGCCUCAUUAUCAUCGGUGAAACUAUUCGAAUAGUGAUAGAGGAGUACGUGCAGCACCUCAGUGGAUACAUGCUGCAGUUAAAGUUCGAUCCCACUCUGCUGUUUAAGUCGUCUUUUCAGUACGGGAACCGGAUUGCUCUGGAGUUCAGCCAGCUCUACCACUGGCACCCUUUGAUGCCCGACAGCUUCUUUAUUAGUGGAGAUGAGCUGACCUACCCACAGUUUCUGUUUAAUACUUCUGUUCUCACACACUACGGCAUAGAGAAGUUGGUGGAUGCCUUCUCCCGACAACCAGCUGGCCAGGUCGGUGGAGGACACAAUAUGAACGCCGUGGUGACCCGAGUGGCCGUGGGGGCCAUAAAAGAGUCCCGACAGCUUCGCAUACAGCCUUUCAACGAGUACAGGAAGCGCUUUAAUCUGAGGCCGUAUACAUCGUUCAGAGACUUCAGUGAUGAUGAGGAAAUAGCCACCCAGCUUGAAGAGUUAUAUGGUGACAUUGAUGCUCUGGAAUUUUAUCCUGGCCUGAUGUUAGAGAAAACCCGACCUGGAGCGAUAUUUGGAGAGAGCAUGGUGGAGAUGGGAGCUCCCUUCUCGCUUAAAGGCCUCCUGGGAAAUCCUAUAUGCUCUCCAGAUUACUGGAAGCCCAGCACAUUUGGAGGCAAAGUAGGUUUUGACAUAGUAAACUCUGCCACACUGAAGAAGCUGGUCUGUUUGAACACUAAAACGUGUCCUUAUGUGGCGUUCAGAGUCCCCACAGAGGCUCAAAUACAGAAUGAGGAGGACAGUAAAGGACGGACUGACGAGCUAACAGUUGUCAUGACUACUUUGGACGACAAGAUCCUUGGAGAGAAGCUGCAGUACUACUACAGCAGCAGCGAAGAUGAAGGCAGUGACAAUGAGGAUGAGGAUGGGGAGGGAAAAACCAUCCGUGAUGCUGGUGUGCUGGAACCAGAAAUUGACUACAGCGCUGAUGGCAGUGCAGUCAACACAGGACCAAAGGGUGUAAUCAAUGAUUGGAGGAAGUACAAGCAAUUGGAGGUUGAGCAGAAACAGGAACAGAAGAAGGAAAUGGAAAGAUUGAUCAAGAAGCUGUCCAUGACCUGCCGCUCCGACCUCGACCUGGAAAAAGACAAAGAGAAAGAAAAAGAGCUGCAGCAAAAACUCAAAGGCAAAAUGACCAUGCAGGAGUACAACAUGCUCCAGGAAGAGGAGGAUGAUGAAGACUUCCUUCAGCAUUACCGAAUGCAGCGCAUUGAAGAGAUGCGGCGCCAGUUUUGCCGGGGCAAACGUUUCGAGCAGGUCUAUGAGCUGAACAGUGGAGAGGACUUCCUGGAGGCUUUAGACAAGGAGGACAAAAGCACACUGGUCAUGAUCCACAUCUAUGAACCAGAUGUCCCGGGCUGUGAGUCUAUGAGCGGCAGCCUGCUGUGUUUGGCUCAGGAAUAUCCUCUAAUCAAGUUCUGCAGCGUCCGCAGCUCAGCCAUCAGUACCAGCGCUCUGUUCAGAGGCAGCGCUCUUCCCGCCCUGCUUGUUUACAAAGGAGGCGAUCUGAUCGGCAACUUUGUGCGGCUCACAGAUCAACUCGGCGAAGACUUCUUUGCGGUAGACCUGGAGGCCCUGCUGCAGGAGUACGGCCUGCUGCCCGACAAACAACCCAUUGUCCCGAAGACGAUCCGCACCGGAGCCAUCCUACAGAACACUGAGAGUGACGAGGACUCAGACCUGGAUAUAGACUAGAGCCAUAAUAUCAAACCUCCAUAGUCUGCAUACUGUACGUACACUGUCUGCAUGGACUGCUGAUCAUUUAUCUGUACUUUACGGACCCCUGUAGUGAUAAUGGGCUGACCCAGGUUUGUGACAUUACCACUCACUGCAGCAAACAACCAGCAUUCAAGCAGAACCAAAAGAAAAUGCUCAUGGCAGUCCGCUGGGUGCUCUUGAUGUCUUCAUCAUUCCAACACAUAUUUAAUGAGACUAAAUACUCGUCAUUAUCAAGGACCUGUUGUUAUGCACAUUGAUGUAGAUGCUAGUUCAAAGGUUCUGUUAUAGCUGUAAUUAUUAACUUAUUCUUUGUGUUUAAACAUUUCCAUGUUUCAUUUACGUCUUUUUUAUGUUAAAUAGGUUUCGCUCUAAACUGAAGUCUUGGUCCAAACUGACUUUUAGUUUUAUAACUUUUGUAUGUUCUGCAGAAUUUAAAUAAGUUGGAACAAAAGGGAUGGGGCUCGAUGUCUGUAUUUAAUCUGAAAUGUCCAAUGGAAGAAUGGUGACGCAUAAUAAAGAAUGGAGUUUAA